GCCACAACUAUCAAAAUGUCAUCCACCGGCGCUACCACCAAGGCUACUCGCCGUCUUCGGGACUGCGCCUUUGUUUUUAACAAGAAGGGUGGGUUGGCCUUUGCCGAGGACAACAGCUCCAGCGACGAAGUCUCUGUCAUCGGCGGCAUGAAGGUCGGCUACCCGGGCAACCACCAGACGCGCUUCUACGUCAACGAUUUAGCCAUGCAUGGUCCUCACGUUGGCCUGAGGAUCAUUUUCCCGGUCCUCCAGAACCUCGAUUACGUCAGCUUCAGCGACUGUCACGGUAAACCCCUGAAAGAACGUUCCAUCACCAUCCAACUGAAAGCCGGAACGUUCGUGAGCUCUGGAAGGGUCUUGUCGCCGGAGGACCUUGCCAGACUGCCCCCCCGUACCAGCGAUAAGAACGACACCCUGUCGGUCUUGCGGUUCACAUUAAAGGCCAACGAGAAGGCAUACGUCGAGAACUACGGCAUGCCCACGGUCUGCGUGAGUCCUGCGGACCAGGCGAUCUUCGACAAGGACGCGAAGAUUGACGACGCCGUGAGCCUUCGGGAGUUUUGUUUCCAGAGGGCAUUCGAGGUCAUUAUCCCGAAUUUCUCCACCAGGCUCCCCGCUAUCAACAACCAGUUGAGGACAGUUUUCCCGCCGCGGUUCGAGACCCCGUAUCCGUAUACCAACGGAGAGUGGAACCCUGCUCGGUUCGAGGUUGAGCUCAAGGAAUUCGCUAGGGACACACCGUACCAACCGAGUUACAAGUUCCAUCGUCACCAAGACUAUGCGGUGGCUAUUGCCCAUGGCGUCGUGCAGGACGCCUACCACUUCAUGAAGGACGUCAUGGCCAUUCGCAAGGAAAGGGUCGAGUGCGCGUUUCUGAAGGUCGCGCCGGACAAUACCAAGGAAUUCCGUGUUCUCGUCUGGCACCAUCUCGACCUAACAUCGAGGCAGAAGGGAAAGUUCGGAAACACGCUGGCCCGCCUCCUGAAGGGAGAUGCCCGAUUUGGCCUAGCCUUUGCGCCGCCGCCGGUAGACAAAGCCAAGGACACUGAUUUCUGGAGAGCCCGGCAGAUUUCCGCGGACCCUUGGAAGGAGACUGGGUGCGACUUCGCUAUGGAGAUCCGCCGCCCGCUUGGUCCCAAUAACCCCGGAAACAGGGUUGCCAGGCGCGACAUUGUCGCCUUCGACACGUACAACGAGUUCGAAGAUGGCGAGGACGUUGCGAAAGCCCGCGUCAAUGCCGUUAACCCUCUCUGGGAAGAAUACGCCCCGGCGACCGACGUCAAGGUGGCGGCCAAGGCUUACGAGCAGCAAAUCGCGAACCUCAUCAAGAAUGAUUUGCUUGCCGGGUCAGGGUUCAACACAUUGUUGCAUUCUCCUGCCCCGCCUACGAACCUUACUGGCGAUGACGCCGAGGUCGACUCCAUCACGAACGCCCCGCAGGGCAUGAAACUUGUCCACGGCCAGCACUCACUGAAAAAGGUCAACAUCGACACCGGCAACACCAAGAACCGGCUUUGGGCCAUCGUCAGGGACGGCAUCGGCGAGGCUACGUUCGAGCGCUUCUGCGAGUACAUGAAGGUCAAUCGCCUCGGGGUCAUCCCGCUCAUUGGGUUUGCCGGCUCCGGAAAGACCCAGAUGAGCAGCUACGUCUCCUUCUUGCUGAUGCAGGCUGUUGGGUCGCUUUACUGCGCGGCGCCCACCCACGUCGCGACGAGCAACUUUGCCGAGCGCCUCUUCGACCUCGGCGUCAAGGCCGCCAAGGAGCUCGGUUCGAACUGUCGUGCCCCCCUCGUCGUCCGCGGCUACAGGAUAAAUAAAGACCUCGACGCCUUCGAGAAGAUUGCUCUCCGAUUUGACUUGAGCAAAGUGGCGGACCCGUUCGUCACCGCCCGAUGGAAUCUCCGCUUGUCGGUCUGCGAGUGGCUGCUCAAGGUGGUCGGGGCGCCAGGCUACAAGCUGGCCGAAAUAGACCCGGAGCAACUGCACGAUCUCCGCAAGGAGUUCCUGGGGAAAGCCCAUUACGGUACCCUGCGUCUCUGGCUGGAGGGCAAACUUGACUCAGGUUUCCGGGGACAGCGAGACGGCACCUCGGACACGAGGUCCCCGUGCGAGAUCGCCGAAGAGGUCAUGGUACAAAUUAUCAUGAGGUCCAAUGCGGUCUGCUCCACUCCCCACCUCGCCGGCCAGCCCCCCUACAGGCUAUAUAACAGGGACCUAGCUAAAGGAGUGGUCCUCGACGAGGCUGGAGCCAUGCACGUGGCCGACGCGCUUCUGGUGUGGGGCCCCGGAUGCCGCCCCUGUGUGCUAGCCGGUGACGAGCGGCAGCUAGCGCCGACGGUCAUGACGCACGGUGAGAAGCGCCAGGGCAGGAUCGUCAACGUGUACUCGAACCAGAGCAAGAUCUCGGUGCUCGAGAAGCUCCGCCGCUCCGGCUGGCCGUGCUUCAUCCUGACGACGCAGUACCGCGUCGUCAAGGGCUCGUUCGAUCUCGCGCAGUCCAUCAUUUACCCGGACAUCAAGGGUCUGUUCGAGUACGGCGAGACUACGGCCCUCGGGCAUCAUCCCAUGGCCACAAAGAUCGAGACAUGGGUGACGAUGGAGUACAACGCGAGCGCCUCGCCCGCCGGUACGAUUUUGCCCCUGUUCUUCCACUGCCACGGCUCGCGCUGUGAGGUGGACAAGGCCAUGGUAUCACGGUACAACGAGGGCCAGAACGGGCUCGUUGUCAAGCUCGUUCGGGGCCUUGUCGGUCUCGGUGUGACGACCAGCGAUAUCGUCGUCAUUACGCCGUAUCGGGCCAACCUGAAGCGGCUCGAAAUGGCCCUGCAGGCCGCUGGCUGCGACGUGGCGGUCAGCACCACCGACUCGUCCCAGGGUCGGGAGGCGCUGGUCGUCGUUCUCGCCCUGGUCGUGGACCGCACCACGGGACCGCUCUUCGUGGCGGACUCGCACCGGAUCUGCGUCGCCACCACCAGGCACGUCGGCGCCCUGUUCGUCGUUGGCGAUAUCAACAGCGCUAGGGACACCAAGGACAGGGUCGAGGAGGCGGUGAGGUCCGACGAGGGCCAGCAUUUGCUGCUGAACAGGACUGCAUAUCGCAAGUUCAUGCAGUAUUUCAAGGACAAUCGCCGAGUUGUCGAGUACUUCGGCCCCGGGACCGAGCCGGAUCAGCCUCCUAGGGAGGCGAGUGCUGGGGCUGGCGGCGCCGGCGCGCGUGGCGGCCGUGGUGGUCAGGGGGGCAGCCGUAGGGGCAGAGGGGCCGGUGGCCGUGCUGGGGCCGGGGCCGGCCGCUGGUAG
This is a messenger RNA of Chaetomium fimeti, 3297 nucleotides long. Its product is annotated as P-loop containing nucleoside triphosphate hydrolase protein. Gene Ontology annotation, molecular function: 5'-3' DNA helicase activity. The coding region runs from base 16 to 3297 and encodes 1093 amino acids. The transcript has 6 exons. The record is from RefSeq and is a predicted model, not a curated record. NCBI's taxonomy places the organism in Eukaryota, Fungi, Ascomycota, Sordariomycetes, Sordariales, Chaetomiaceae.